Betta splendens (Siamese fighting fish) is the source of this 1031-nucleotide messenger RNA. It is a transcript of the gene ccdc59, whose product is annotated as coiled-coil domain containing 59. Gene Ontology annotation, cellular component: nucleus. NCBI's taxonomy places the organism in Eukaryota, Metazoa, Chordata, Actinopteri, Anabantiformes, Osphronemidae. The record is from RefSeq and is a predicted model, not a curated record. The coding region runs from base 108 to 908 and encodes 266 amino acids. The transcript is spliced from 4 exons.
UGCCUACUUUACAGACGUCAUCAAUUAGCGUCGGUCAAAGCUUACACGCAGUGCUUACCCGCAUGGAAAUUGUAAACAUUUAACGUUUCUUACACCAUUUGAUUGAAAUGGGACCGACAGAUAAGAAAAUGAAGAGUGAGACGUUUAGAGGGAAAGGUGGCAACUGGAAAAAGCCAAGAAAUGACGCUCGUGGUGUCCAGAAGAAAAGGAAAUGGAUACCGGAGCACAAGACGUACGAAGGGAGUGUUAAAGAAGGUCAAGGAUUUGCUUUCAGGAGAAAGCAGAAGGUCAAGCACGACUACAACAAACUGCUGCGGAAAGAGAGGAAAAAGCAACCCGAGACCAAACCGCUGUACCAGGAGGAAUAUCCGGAGCACCUCAAACAUCUUUACGUGUCAGAAGCCAAACAGCUGAAACAACUGGACUGGACCAACACCGUUAACAGGCGAAAGGCUAGAAUGAAAGAUAUGAAAGGAGACACAACAGCUGAAGCUGAGUCUGCUCCCGAACCAGCGGAAACGACUGUUAAAGAGCCAGAAGUUGAAGUUAAAGCUGAAGCUGAAGCUGGAGUUGGAUCUGAGCUGACAAGUGUGACUGAGAUCCCUGAGCCAACACCAGUCCCUGAGAAAGAAAUUCUUCCAAUCAGCAACCGCAUGAGGAAAAAGAUGCUAAAGAAGACGUCCUAUCAGAAGACAAAAGAAGAAUUUGACAAAAUAAAGGAAAAGCGGAGAAAAAAGAAAGAGGAGUACCUGAAGAACAAGCAGCAGAGAGAGGAAGCUCUCCAAAGGUACAAAAAGAAAAAGAUGGAGAUGUACCAGAUAUUGAGCAAAAAGACUAAGAAAGGACAGCCCAAUCUAAACCUCCAGAUGGAGUAUUUGCUUAAGAAGAUUCAACAAAAUAUGAAAUGACUCUUGAGAUACAGCUGAUGGAGAAUAUGAAGAAAUAAACAAGGAUGGAUCUGGUGCAUGUACAGAUUUUACUAUUGUUAUUUUUGCUUUUACCAAAUAAAAUGAAAUUUUGUGACACUCUGA